Molecule: messenger RNA, 700 nt
Organism: Drosophila gunungcola (fruit fly)
Lineage: Eukaryota; Metazoa; Arthropoda; Insecta; Diptera; Drosophilidae
Gene: snRNP-U1-C
Product: U1 small nuclear ribonucleoprotein C
Exons: 1
Coding region: 115-552 (145 amino acids)
Biological process (GO): mRNA 5'-splice site recognition; mRNA splicing, via spliceosome; spliceosomal snRNP assembly
Cellular component (GO): U1 snRNP; nucleus
Molecular function (GO): pre-mRNA 5'-splice site binding; zinc ion binding
Source: RefSeq, a predicted model, not a curated record
GCAUAUAUCUACGCAUAAGACAACCCUAGCCGAACAGGGUCGCACCGUCGUGGAAAAAAUAUAAAUAAAACUAUAAUUUUACGCCUUUCUACGUUAGAUAUAUAAAAUAGUACAAUGCCGAAGUACUAUUGCGACUACUGCGACACCUACUUGACCCACGACUCGCCCUCGGUGCGGAAAACCCACUGCACCGGUCGAAAACACCGCGACAAUGUGAAGUUCUACUAUCAAAAGUGGAUGGAGGAGCAGGCCCAGCAUUUGAUUGACGCCACCACUGCCGCAUUUAAGGCCGGAAAGAUCACGAACAAUCCGUUUGCGGGCGGACCAGGCGGGGCGCCUCCAAAGCCGGCGGGCGUUUCCAUACCGCCGCCCAACAUGGGAGCUCCGCCACGGCCGGGAAUGCCAGGAAUGCCCUACAUGCCUCCGCUGAUGAACCCCAUGAUGGGCAUGCGCCCGCCGCCAAUCAUGAAUCCCAUGGCCAUGAUGGGACCACCGCCUCCGCUGGGCACAAUUCCCGGCGUCCGACCACCGAUUAUGAACGGACCCAAGUGACCGCACUCUGAUCGGAAACGGAAUCAGGAAUAGGAGCACAGAAGGAACGCACCUUGCGAGGUGUCCUAAUUAAGCUGUAGCAUUUAAGUAAGCCGAAUAGCAAUUCAAACUAUAUAUGUAAAUUUAUAUAAAGAAAAUUUACUCAUCA